Molecule: messenger RNA, 1452 nt
Organism: Colletotrichum acutatum
Lineage: Eukaryota; Fungi; Ascomycota; Sordariomycetes; Glomerellales; Glomerellaceae
Product: cytochrome P450
Exons: 6
Coding region: 1-1452 (483 amino acids)
Molecular function (GO): heme binding; monooxygenase activity; oxidoreductase activity, acting on paired donors, with incorporation or reduction of molecular oxygen
Source: RefSeq, a predicted model, not a curated record
AUGCCCUGGAAAUUGCUCACCCCGGAGCUUAUCCCGAUCACCCGGAACCAGAUUGUGCUCCUUGCGUGCAUCUUCAUCGCCGCUCUAUGGAUACGGACACUUCGUCUCCAGGCGACAGCUAAGAUCCCUGGCCCUUGGCACUUGAAGUUCACAAGCCUAUUUGUCAAACAUCGUGAACUGUUCGGUCAGAAAAGAGAGUGGGUUCACAACCUACAUCUUCGAUAUGGACUCGUCGUUCAAGUCGCGUACAACGAGGUCUCUUUCACAAGCUACACAGCAGCAAAGCAAAUCUACAGCUCUGGAAAUAAGGAUUUUCCAAAAACGGAGCUAUACUCUCUGUUCCAGCAAGGCGGUCACAUAUCUGACAUCUACAGCAACCUGUUCACAGCCCUUGACUCAGACACCGUACCUAUGACACUCUCUUCCACAAAUAAGCUCUGUGCUCUAUGGCUAACCACUAUACGGCGCCAUCUCGCUGACCGGUACUCCAACUCAUCGGUUCUAGGACCCCAGAUCAUCGAGAUGAUAGACGAGCGGGCAGAAGCCUUUGGGGCGGUGCGUGCGGCAUCAGAUACGGCAGACAUCUACUUUUACUUACAUGCAUACGCUCUCGAUUGUGUGACCGGGAUGUUGUUUCAUCCUCACAGAACAAAUUCACUUGUCAACGCUGGUGACCAGCAGAUGGUCAAGUUGCUAUCCUAUGCCAAAACCCGAGAAGUAACCUUCUUGCACCAUUAUCUGCCCCUACUUUCACCACUCUGGGAGGCUCUGUUCCCGAAGCUGGUCGACCUGGAACAAGGAAGCAACUUUUUGCGAAAGUUUGUGCAAGACUCGUUGGAAACCGGAGACCACUCCGACUUUACCGUGGCACGAAAGCUUCUAGAAUCGAGCCAUGUAAGCAGGCCCCUGGCAGAAGCUGAAUGCCUCGACCACAUUGGCGCUGGGAUCGAGACUACAGGUGACACCUUGUGUUGGCUCAUUUGGGAACUCUCUCAGCCUAGACACGAGGGAAGAGUCCAAAAACUUCACAACGAGCUUGUCGAAGCAGGGAAUGAUCGGCACCUUCACGAUCUGCCCUAUCUUAACGCUGUCGUUCAUGAGGGCUUGCGUUUAUUUGCCCCAGGAACGAUGUUGCUUCCACGUUACGCGUCAAAACAAGGCGCCUUCAUUGAUGGAUUUUUCAUCCCCGAGAAUACGAUCGUGGCGUGUAACUCGUUUAGCAUGCAUCGCCUGGAUGAGAGUACGUUCCCGGACGCAUGUCAAUUCGUCCCUGAGAGAUGUCUUGCUAUGGCUGAGAUGAGAGCUUGCUUGAAUGCAGUCUACUCCAAGUAUCGUACGAGACCCUCCCCGGAUAUGCGGUCGAGUAUGGAGAUGGACGAUCAAGUUCUGACAUCCCGUCCUCGAGAUUUGUGUUGCAAGACACAGUUUGUACCUUGGGGACUAGGUGUGUGA